CGAUCAUUGGUUCUUCUUCUAGAAAUCUUUAUGCAAGGAUCGGAGAAGGUCAAUCAACUUCCAGGCCACCGCUCUUUGAUGGCACCAACUACACUUAUUGGAAAGAGCAGAUGAGAAUUUAUAUCCGCUCAACCAACUUCCAGUUGUGGUUGGUCAUCAAAAACGGUGAAGAAACGCCAAUGAAGAAGGUCGGUGAAAAACUCGUCCCAAAGACCGAGGACGAAUUUGAUGCCGAAGACAUCAAAAAGGUGGAGAACUACGCCAAGGCAAUCAACAUGCUGUACUGCGCAGUCAACCCCGAUGAUUAUCGCAAGAUCUCUUGCUGCACCACCGCCAAAGAAAUGUGGGACAAGCUGGAGGUCACAUACGAAGGUACGGACCAUGUUCGGGAAGCCAAAAUUGACUUCCUAACACAGGAGUACGAGAUGUUUAGGAUGAAGGAAGGCGAAAAGAUCGAUGACAUGUUCGAUCGGUUCUCCAAGAUCAUCAACGACCUUCAUGCCCUCAAGAAGACUUACGCCAACAAGGAUCUUGUGAGGAAAAUUCUACGGAGUCUCACACCCGAAUGGAGAUCAAAGGCUGACGCAAUCUACAAAUCCAUCGGAGUCUCCAACGUCACCAUCGACGAGCUAAGAGGUAACCUCAAAACUUAUGAAUCUACUAUUCUAACCCCGUCUUUGGAUGAACAAAAGAAGAAUGGAAUAGCACUCAAAGAAACCAAGGAGACCGUGGAAGAAGUCUCAAGCGAUGACGAAAACGAGUUCGGACUCGUCAUCAAGAAAUUUCACAAAUUCAUGAAGAAGGAAUUUGAACGGAAAGGAAGAAAGCACGACGGUCCCCCGAAGUGCUAUGGCUGUGGCGAGAUAGGCCACAUCAAGCCGAGGUGUCCAAAAGGCAAAAGCGGCAAGGACAAACCUGGCUUCAAAAAGCAACGUGCCUAUAUCUCAUGGGUGGCGACUCCAGCGACGAGUCAACUGACCAAGAAGAGGAAGAAGCCGCCAACCUUUGCCUCAUGGCACACGAAGACCACGCCGAUGAAGUACAAGAGGUAUGUACCCCUUCUUCCGACUCUUACACUUUUGAAGAGAUGUAAGAAGCACUUCGAGAGGUUUAUGAUGAAUUUGUUAGCGCUUCUAAAACAAACAAAUCAUUGAAGAAACGUCUUUCAACUCUUUAAAAUGAUUUUGAAAAACUAGAAAAAGAUAAUGAAAAGUUGAAACAAGAAAAUAAAUUUUAUGGCAAAAG
Molecule: messenger RNA, 1245 nt
Organism: Cuscuta campestris
Lineage: Eukaryota; Viridiplantae; Streptophyta; Magnoliopsida; Solanales; Convolvulaceae
Source: the annotation of a GenBank genome assembly